UGGAGUGCUUGUGCCGCGGCGUGCUCCGUGUGACGCGAGGACUGCCGCCAUGACGGCGCCCGUCAUCUACUCGGUGUCGGACGUCAGCGACGAGCAGGCCGACACCCUGCGCCAGAAGUUCCUCAAGGCCGUACAGCGGGACGAUGUAAAAGAUCGUGUUCAUCCGGCCGACGUGCUGCGGGCACGGACAGACCCGCUCUGGUGCAAGCGGUACAUGGCCCACGGCGACCUGGACAUGGACAAGGCAUUCAACUUCAUGAUGGACUCGGUCAAGUUCCGCCACGCUAUGGGCGUUAAUGACAUGACGCAAGACUCGGUGCUGCCGGAGUUCUUCGGGCGAGGCUCGCUAACCAUCCACGGCCGGGACCGGGACGGCGCCAAGGUGAUGAUCUUCGACGCCAGCCUGCACGAGCGCACUUACGGCGAGCGCUUCGAGCGUGUCAAGCAGUUCCUCGUCUACUGGAUCGAGAAGAUGGAGAGGGAGGAGCACGGCAAGAGGAUUUCUAUCAUACUCGACAUGGGCAACGCCGGGCUCUCCAGCGUCGACCUUCCCUUCAUCCAGGUCCUGAUCAACAUGUUCAAGCUGUACUACCCGGACAUGCUCAACUACAUCAUCGUCUUCGAGAUGCCAUGGAUAAUGAACGCCGCCUGGAAGAUCAUCAAGCAGAUGCUCCCCCCGAAGUCGCACCAGAUCAUCAAGUUCGCCUCGAAGAAGGACAUUGCCACCCUCAUUCGGCCGGAGGACUGCCUGGAGCGGUGGGGAGGUGAAAACACGUGGACCUUCCAGUACCGACGAGAGGAGUGCGAGAUGCCACCGUCGCCAUUUUUGGGUCCCCGCAAUAACCAGGUUGACAAGCCGGAUGACGACGGUGCCAGCCAGAGCAGCGACGGGAGCGGCACCAGCCGGCCGCUCAGCGGACAGGGCAAUCUGCUCCACUACCACAGCCUGCUCGACAUCCCGAGCGCCGCCGGCGACAAGGCCAAGGUGACGCCUGGCACGAGCGCCAGCCAGGUGUCGGACGACAGCGGCGCCUCCAGUGAAGACUUGUCUGACCAGUCUCAGGAGGGCGCCGACGACACGGCCGUUGAGAUCGGCGGCCUGCUGAAGAUCUCGCCAGGUGACGAGAUCCAGUUCGCCAGCGACGCCGUCGAGGCCAGGCGACCACUCAUGCUGCGCAACAUUCGCCGCGGCCCGGUGGCCUUCAAGGUGAAGACGACGGCGCCCGAGAAGUUUCGCGUGCGCCCCUCGUGUGGCGUGGUGGCGCCGGGCCGGCGCGUGAGCGUCGAGCUCCGCUUGGCGCCCGGCGUGGCCGCGCACCAGGCGCUGGCUGAGAAGUUCCUGCUGGUGGCGGCGCCCAUUCAGCAACAGCAGGUCGUUGCCGACGACAUGGCCAGCGUCUGGAGGCUCCCGUGUGUCAGCGCCAGCUCUCGUGUGUAG
This is a messenger RNA of Pollicipes pollicipes, 1438 nucleotides long. Its product is annotated as motile sperm domain-containing protein 2. The transcript is spliced from 11 exons. The record is from RefSeq and is a predicted model, not a curated record. Gene Ontology annotation, cellular component: endomembrane system; endoplasmic reticulum-endosome membrane contact site. The coding region runs from base 50 to 1438 and encodes 462 amino acids. NCBI's taxonomy places the organism in Eukaryota, Metazoa, Arthropoda, Thecostraca, Pollicipedomorpha, Pollicipedidae.